Molecule: messenger RNA, 1638 nt
Organism: Penicillium riverlandense
Lineage: Eukaryota; Fungi; Ascomycota; Eurotiomycetes; Eurotiales; Aspergillaceae
Gene: psrA
Product: putative general stress response phosphoprotein phosphatase Psr1/2
Exons: 5
Coding region: 1-1638 (545 amino acids)
Cellular component (GO): plasma membrane
Molecular function (GO): phosphoprotein phosphatase activity
Source: RefSeq, a predicted model, not a curated record
AUGCGUGGCGCGAGCACGGGGCGAGACUCCUCUGCCUCAGCUCCGCCUACCCAAGCGCCCAUGAAUUCCACCCCUGGACAGUCGGACCCGAACAGUCCUGAAUCGCCCCCAAAUCCAAGUCGCGCUGCCGCCGAGACCGAGAUUCAGCCCACCGAGCAGUCAAACCAGGCUUCAUCUGCCGUCGCAUCGGCAUCGAGUUCUCCCGAGGCUGCUGAAAGUGCAGACGCUCCGAAAAAGCACCACCUCCUGAUCCCGAUGCCGUCCAGACGCUCCUCGAAGAAGGCAGACAAACCUCCCGUGUCGGAACAGACCGAAGAGACUGGACGCAAAGAGCCGACUCGGCGUCCGUCGAAAGUGAGCAUCUUGAAAGCGGGCAGAGACCGGAGUAGGGCCAGCAGCCGCCGGUCGCGCCGGACGCAGCAGGACGUGGCGAAUGUGGAAGAGAGCAAAGAAACUCCUGCUCCCGCGAUAAACGGUCCCGCGAGACCUCAGAAGAAAGCACCUAACAAGUUGUUUGCUUUUCUGAGUUGCUGUUCUUCCCCGGACAUUGAUGCUGACGAUGCGACCCUGCCCGCAAAGAAGACGACCAAGCGGCAACCGGUUGGAGGCCGGUUGCCCACCCCCGACAAGGCGGAAGUCCACAAUGGCGACUCGAGCACGGCCGAGUCGAGAGACCCGGCAUACUUUGGUGAUGAGAAAGCGAGCUUGACAGUCAGCGCAGACCAAGCGCAGUCUCAGGCCGAGGAGGAACGCAGUUCAGCUGCGACUGAUGUGCAGGCAACGGCCGCGGGACUCAGCCAGCCUGAGGCUGGCGCCUCCCCUGUGUCCAAGGAACAGUCCGAGCAUCAUGCUACCAAUGGGACGAUAGCCGAGUCGAAAACGGAGGGCAUUCAGCGACCAAAUGAGCCUCCCAGCCCGGUGCCUGAAGAGCCGGCCGCUGAAGCAAUGUCACCCAAGAGGCCCGGCGACGGUGUUGAUGAGUCGUCCCAUGAAGAGGUGGUGCAGUCCACGACAGUACUUCCCCCGCCGCCACCAUUGGCGCCGCCCGCUCCCCAACCUCGCUCUGGAACCGACGAAGAUCAACAGUGGUUGUUGGGGCCUCCGCCGCCUCACCUCAAAAAUCGAAAAUGCCUUGUCCUUGAUCUUGAUGAGACUCUGGUUCACAGCAGCUUCAAGGUCCUUGAACGCGCCGACUUCACUAUCCCAGUGGAGAUUGAAGGCCAGUAUCACAAUAUCUACGUAAUCAAGCGGCCCGGUGUGGACCAGUUCAUGAAGCGCAUGGGCGAGUUGUAUGAAGUAGUAGUGUUUACGGCAUCGGUUUCCAAGUACGGUGAUCCUCUGCUGGACCAACUGGACAUCCACAGUGUGGUCCAUCACCGGUUAUUCCGAGAGAGUUGUUAUAAUCACCAGGGGAAUUAUGUGAAGGACCUUUCCCAGGUCGGACGAGACCUCCGGGAAACCAUUAUCAUCGACAACUCCCCGACCUCCUACAUCUUCCAUCCCCAACACGCGAUACCCAUCAGCAGCUGGUUCUCUGACGCGCACGACAACGAGCUGCUUGACCUUAUCCCCGUCCUAGAGGAUCUGGCAGGGGCGCAAGUCCAAGAUGUUAGCAUGGUCCUGGACAUCAGCCUCUAA